Molecule: messenger RNA, 3109 nt
Organism: Saccostrea cuccullata (small rock oyster)
Lineage: Eukaryota; Metazoa; Mollusca; Bivalvia; Ostreida; Ostreidae
Product: lysosomal alpha-mannosidase-like
Exons: 25
Coding region: 12-3095 (1027 amino acids)
Biological process (GO): mannose metabolic process
Cellular component (GO): lysosome
Molecular function (GO): carbohydrate binding; alpha-mannosidase activity
Source: RefSeq, a predicted model, not a curated record
GUCACACAGCCAUGGCAGGCUGGAAUACCCUGUUUAUUAUAUGGAUAUGCUUUGUUUUUACAGUCGUGAAUGCAAGACCCAAUGUGGAGGAAUUUGCACCACCCGAUCCAGAAUGUGGCUACAGGACUUGUCCAGCUACCUCUGACACCAUGCUGAAUGUCCACCUAGUACCUCACACACACGAUGAUGUAGGCUGGCUCAAGACGGUGGACCAGUACUUCUAUGGAUCAAGAAAUGACAUCCAGCAUGCGGGGGUCCAGUACAUUCUGGACUCGGUGAUUCCUGAGCUCCUCCGUGACCCCAUUAAGAGGUUUAUUUAUGUGGAGAUCGCAUUCUUUGCUCGCUGGUGGAGGGAACAGGAUGCUGCCAUGAAGGAAAAUGUCAAACAACUGGUCAAUGAAGGUCGCUUGGAGUUUGUGUUGGGAGGUUGGUGUAUGAAUGACGAGGCCAGCACCCACUACAACGCUAUGAUAGACCAGCAUACUCUGGGCUUCUCUUUCCUGCAGGAGGAGUUUGGGGCCUGUGCCCGCCCCAGGGUGGGCUGGCAGAUAGAUCCUUUCGGGCAUUCCCGAGAACAGGCAUCCAUGUUUGCACAGUUUGGAUUUGAUGGACUUUUCUUUGGUCGUCUGGAUUAUCAAGACAAAGACACCAGAGUGAAACAGAAUAACAUGGAAUUUGUCUGGAGAGGAAGUCCUAAAAACCUUGGUAAAACAUCAGAACUGUUUACUGGAGUUUUAUACAACCAUUAUGUUCCACCCCCUGGAUUCUGUUUUGAUGAGCUUUGUAAUGAUGAACCAAUAAUGGAUGAUGAAAGAAUGCAUGAUGUCAACAUACAAAGCCGUGUUCAAGAUUUCAUCAAAAUUGUCAAAGAUCAGGCCCAGCACUUUCACUCCAACAACAUAAUGAUGACUAUGGGGAGUGACUUCCAGUAUUCCAAUGCUCACACCUGGUACAAGAACUUAGACAAACUCAUCAAAUAUGUUAACCAGCAGCAGAGUAAUGGCAGUGACAUCAAUGUGUUGUACUCCACCCCCUCCUGUUACCUGUACAAUCUGAAUCACCUGAAUCAGGUGUGGAAUUCUACAAAGGACGAUUUCUUCCCCUACGCCAGCCGAGAAAACACCUUCUGGUCUGGGUACUUCUCUAGCCGAGCUGCACUGAAAGGAUAUGCCCGUAAAAGUAACAAUUUCUUGCAGGUAUGUAAACAACUGGAUGUUCUAGCAGAUCUCCGACGUGAGGGUAACUUUGCCUUAGAGAACCUACGUGUGUUCAAGGAGGCACUAGGAGUUGUUCAGCAUCAUGACGCUAUAUCAGGGACAGAGAAACAGCAUGUUGCAAAUGAUUAUGCUCAGAGACUAGCUGUUGGGGCAGAGAGGUGCCAGCUGGUAACAAAUGCAGCCUUUGAGAAAUUAUUACCAAAAGGCUCUGAUAAAGCUCCCCAACAAGUCUACUGUCCUCUUACUAACAUCAGCUACUGUGACUUCACUGAGCACCAAAAACAGUUUAUGAUGACUGUCUACAACCCACUGGGUCACAUUAUCACAGAUUUUGUGAGGAUUCCUGUGUCAGGGGGUCCUUAUAGAGUGGUGGAUCCAAAGGGGUUAAAUGUAACAGCACAGCUUGUACAGGUCACCAAUGAAACCAAGAGAAUACCUGAGAGGAAAAAAUCCAUAGCCACCAACGAGCUGGUCUUUAUGGUAGAGAUACCUCCUCUGGGAUACAGCACUUAUUUUAUUGUGGAAACUAACAAUAUGGAUGAGGCUACCUCACAAUCCAGUAAAAUUGUCUCCUUACCAAGAGACCAGUCAGAACUACCACUGUACAUUGAUAAUGAUGAAUAUUUGGUGAACUUGGAUAACAUUAAUGCAAACACUUUGGGAUUGUCCAACAAGAGGAAGAAUAUCUCCAUUCCACUUAACCAAGCCAUCUGGUGGUACGAAGCCUUUGGUGGUAACUGCAGUAAGGGAGAGUUCCAGGCCUCUGGUGCAUAUGCACUCAGAACUAAAGGAGAGCGCCACAGACUUCAGGAUGACACUUCAGUUUAUCUUACCAUGGGAGAAUUGGUGCAGGAGGCCCACAUGAAUUUUGGACCUGAGGCGACACAAGUGAUUCGGCUGUAUAAGGACAUGCCUUUUGUUGAAGUUGAGUGGACUGUUGGGCCAAUUAAUAUCAAAGACAAGCUUGGUAAGGAGUACAUAACUCUGUAUGACACACAGUCAAUGACCACUGGGGACCUCUUUUACACAGAUGCAAAUGGCAGAGAAAUCUUGGAAAGACAACGAGAUCACAGAAACACAUGGAAUUUUAACAACACGGAGCAUGUGGCUGGCAACUACUACCCUGUCAACAGCCGAAUCUUCAUACAAGAUAAGACCCAGAACCAGCAGCUGACUGUGUUAACAGAUAGAUCUGAGGGAGGCAGCAGUCUGGAAUCAGGAUCUCUGGAGCUUCUGGUUCAUAGAAGGUUGUUGUAUGAUGACCACUUUGGGGUGGGUGAACCCCUGAAUGAGACAGGGGCUGAUGGACAAGGACUCAUUGUCAGGGGAAAGCAUUUGAUGAUUUUGGACACCAUUAAAGACUCACCUGCUCUCCACAGAAGUCUAGCUCUCAAGUCCUACAUGGCUCCCUCCAUUUCAUUUUCUGAACUAACCAUGACACCAGAGCAAGCCAUGUCCAAAUACAAUACCCAGUGGUCAGCUUUGAAAAAGCCCCUUCCAGCUAAUGUCCACAUGUUGACCCUGGAACAGUGGACAGACACUCCCAAAAUACAGCCAAUCGAAAUCCCCCAGAUACUGAUUCGGUUUGAACAUAUCUACGAAAAAGAUGAGGACACAGUUCUCUCACAAUCAGCAGUCGUUGAUUUGACUGAUUUCACUACAUUUAAAAUUGUUACAAUGGUUGAACUUACUUUGGGAGCCAACCUUCCAUUGGCUGAACUGAAUAGGUUACCAUGGGCAUACAUACCAGAUACUAAAGAAGAAUCCCUCACUAAGGAGAAACUAUUAAACACAGCCAUUCCCAGAUCCCAAAGCAUCAUCUCUCUACAGCCAAUGCAGAUACGAACAUUCAUUGCAACACUGGAUAAAAUGCACUAGCUUAUACAAGACAA